CAAGGCAUCUUCCACUCCGUCAACCUCAUCGACACCGUGUACCAGGAGGAAAAAUUAACCUUCUUCAGCAGUCUGAAAAAAAUGAGGAUAAUAAAUGAGAAGCUGAUGAAUGAAAUCUCGAGUCAACCAAAUGACACAGAUAUGGUCCUGAACAAUGAUGCAGAGAUAAUUGCCCUGGAAUUUGGAGAAAUUUUCAAGACUCUGGAAAUGAAGAAACGGCAAUUGCUAGAUGAUGUUGAAAACCAAAGAAGUAAAAAAGAGAAAGAAUUUCAGAUUUGGAAGAAAAUGAAGGAAGCUCACAAGAAGACCAUUGAGGAUUUCUUGAAGGAUUGUGAAAAGCUUGUCCAUGAGUGUGAUCCUCAGCGUUUCCUGGAGGUUGCCUGUGUCUUGAAUACAAGAAUGAAAACUCAGCUUGACCUGAUGAAUAUAGCAUCCAGCUAUAAAAAACCGCCAGAAUAUACUCAAAAGAAGAUGGAUAUCAAGCCUGUAGUUAAUGAAAUCUUGGCUUUGAAGUUAAUGCCCGUUAAUGUAGACAUUGUUAAAGAUCUACCUUCUGGAGGAAAUGAGAACUCAACAAAAAAUACUCUAUUUAAAAGUAACAUAAAGCAACGGCAGGACAAGACAAAUAUACCCAACGCGUUUCUUCCUGUAGCAGGACAAGAGGAAGCACAAGCAGACGGUAGCAGGAUCUGUACUCGCUUAAUGUCAGUAUCAGAAAUGUCAGUGUUUCAAAACAUGAGUCACGAGGAGUUACGUUACAAAUACUAUGUGGAACAUCAGAAGCUCACCAGUGAGUUCAAGACACAAACUUUACCUACAAAUGAAAAGUGUGGAUUUGUAACUGCGGAGGCUUUGAAGGAUAGGUCUUCAGGAAUUCCUUUUGUGUCUUUACCUGCCAAAGCAAAUAACAGUGAUAAAGUAAAAAUGGGAACCCUGCAAAGGACAGAUGGCUUUGAGAGAAGCUUUUCUGGAACCAGUAAUCAUAGCAUCCCAUCCACAAGUACCGACGUUUCUGAAACAAAUGCUGACUUAAAAUUAUUUCAUGAGAGAAAUUCCCAGAAAGUAACCACUCCAGCCUUAUCAGAAAACUUUAAAGACUCAGUAACUAAGGAACAAUUGCCAAUGCAGGAAUCAACAGUGAUUUCCAAUGAAAUGAACACAAAUUCUAGCACUUUGUGCAGCUCAAAACUGGCAGCGUCAGCAGCCGUUACCGUUUCAGAUUCAGAACUUGUAGAUGUUUCUGCAGAGAGACUUUCUGCUUCAGCUUUUACUUUCAGUGCAUGUAACAACUCAUUGCCCAGAUUUAUGAAAGAUACAGGAACAUUUUCAUCUAAAAAGAAAGGCAGGAAAUACAUUUUCCCUCGGUUUUAUCUAGGAAAAUGUGGUCAUGUGGAUACAGUUGAUAACCAGGAUGAAAGCAAACUUAGAAAUUGUGGUCCUCUAACCAAAACUACAAUUUCCGAUGCCUCAACCAGUCCUAAUUUAGCAGACAGUGAGAAGCCAGCUUUUUUGUUUCCUUUUGGCAAUUCAGAAAGAAAUUGUUUUUCAGGAUCGGGAGUCAGCAAUUCAUUUGUUUUACCGUUUUCCUCAUUUUUUAGCCAAUCUAAGAAGCCAUGUGACAAAAAUACAUCACCUCACGUGAGAGAGAGAACUCUUUCUGCAAGGGAAACUGCAGAAUGUGGUCUACAGAAGCAAUCUGUCUUGUGGAAACAAAAAGCUAAUGCCUCAGAAUCCCUCACAACUGUAGCUCACAGCACUUCAGAAACUAAUGCUGCAGCUGGGAUGUAUUAUGUCUCCAAGUCCCCCCUUCGCCCCAGUAAUUGUAUAUUUUCCUUCAAAAAUAAUUGUUUUUCGUUUCCUUCGUCAGAAUUUUUAUUUGGAAGCACAGUCAGAAAUACCUCUGAUUCAUUGACUUCCUCCAUGUUUCUGUCUGGAAAUGGUACUGAAAAAAUGGAAAAAGAGAAGAUGCAAUCUCCUGACAAAACACUUUUAAAUCUAGGGCAGCCUGUGUCUUCAGAGUGUGCAGAGCCUGCUUCUAGACAUAGUCCUCCAAAAUGUGAAGGUUUGGUCUUUCCUAUGAACUCAUCUAAGAGAACGGAAAGUGCAGAAAUGGUUGCCGAGAGUAAUUCUUGUAGUCAGCCUUUGUGCUCAGUUGUCCUUCCUGCUAAAUAUGAGAGGGCAUCUUCCGCUCGACUUGUUACAGCAACAAAACAGGAAACAAAGGUAAAGGAGGAAGAAAGUGAAACUGUUGCUGAAAACAACUCUUUCUGUCUUAGGAGGGAAGAUGAACCCGAAUCUGUACAGUUUCGGAAUGCAGCUUGUUUUGUUCCUGGCAUGUGCAAUGAUCCAUCUUUGGGAGGUUCUGUGCUUACGGUACCUGAGGCAGGUGGAAUGCGAACCGACAGCGAUUCUGACACUGAAGAGUUAAGUCAAACAUCUGCCUCCACCGAUGCCAGCAGUGCGUCAGAGUAUUUUUCUGUUGCCGAAGACAAAAUACAUACUAGAAGAAAAUCGGAGACAUGA
This is a messenger RNA of Apaloderma vittatum (bar-tailed trogon), 2523 nucleotides long. RefSeq lists its product as uncharacterized. The annotation marks the transcript as partial. The record is from RefSeq and is a predicted model, not a curated record. The transcript has 8 exons. Lineage: Eukaryota; Metazoa; Chordata; Aves; Trogoniformes; Trogonidae.